Sesamum indicum (sesame) is the source of this 3165-nucleotide messenger RNA. Its product is annotated as AAA-type ATPase family protein. Gene Ontology annotation, cellular component: chloroplast. NCBI's taxonomy places the organism in Eukaryota, Viridiplantae, Streptophyta, Magnoliopsida, Lamiales, Pedaliaceae. Gene Ontology annotation, molecular function: metalloendopeptidase activity; ATP binding; ATP-dependent peptidase activity. Gene Ontology annotation, biological process: protein import into chloroplast stroma; proteolysis. The record is from RefSeq and is a predicted model, not a curated record.
UUAUAUCCAUAUUCCAUGAGAAAGAUAAGGGCCCAUGAUAUAUGGGUUCUUCUUUUGGGGCUAUCACCGCCGAUUAACCAUAAACCUCUCCGCCAACCCCAACCGGCCGGCGGUGGCGCUGUAGCUCUCAUCGGUAAUCUGCAUCUCAGAAAGCAAAGAAAUAUAUAUGUUGUUCUACUCGAUGCUCUGUUUUUCAUCGUUAUCACAGACUCAUGUCUGUCUAAGACUGCUGUGACAUUGUACAAUGUUAUCAUUCUGAAUUUUGUUAAGGAUUGUCUUCUUUUGUUUUGUUUGAAGUUAAACAACUUCAUGGCUUGUAAUUGCAUUCUCAAUUCCUCAUUCUUGCCGUCGCUUCCUCUGUAUCAGCAUCCCAACUUGAGAAAACCCAAAACCCUCUUCGCAAUUUCGUGCAAUCUUGGGAAAAACCACUCAGGAAACCGCCGUGAGGUUAAAGAAGAUAAAGAAGAAUCGAUAUUCAAGAGAGCACCAUUGAAUUUACUCAAAUUCUCCGUAACACUAACUGUAAUCUCAGUUUCACUUCCACAACCCUGUUUAGCUGCAGCUAAAGUCUCUGAAAAGAAGCGUUUGGGGAAAAGGACUGAAGCUUUGACCCCCGAGGAAUUGCGAAAGUGGACACAAGGGCUUCCUGUAGUAUCGGACAGGCUUGCUUAUAGUGAAAUCUUGGAUUUGAAAAGGGAAAAUAAGCUUAGGCACAUUAUUAAGCCCCCCAAUGUCCGAUUAAAGCAGCAGCCGGAGGUUGUUUUGGCUGUUUUGGAGGAUAACAAGGUUGUUAGAGUAGUGUUGCCUUCAGUUCAGAGUGAUUCAAAAUUUUGGGAGGAAUGGGAUGAGUUGCAAAUUAAUGGGCUCUGUAUAAAUGCUUACAGUCCCCCUUUGAAAAAGCCAGAAAUCCCAAAGCCUUAUCUUGGGUUUUUGUCGGAGAUUCCUUCAUGGAUGUUUUCAUUGGUGAAGCCAAAGCCUCAGUCUAAGAAGGCAUUGGAGUUGAAGAGAGUUAGGGAGGAGUUUAGGCGGAGGAAAGAUGAGGAAUUGGCGAAGAUGAGACAAGACAGGGUAAUGAUGGAGAAGGCGAUGAACAUGCAAAAGAAAAUGGCAGCGAAGCAAAGAAGGAUGGAAAUAAAGAAAGUGAAGUAUGAGGAGUCAUUGCGCCAAGCGCGUAGGAACUCAGAAAGCAUGGCAUACAUGUGGAACCGUUUAGCUAGUGAUUCUAAUGUUUCCACAGCUCUUGGGUUUGUUUUCUUCUAUAUUUUCUAUCGCACGGUUGUUCUUAACUAUAAAAAACAGAAGAAGGAUUACGAGGACAGGUUGAAGAUAGAAAAGGCAGAGGCUGAGGAGAAGAAGAAGAUGAGGCAGCUGGAGAGGGAAAUGGCUGGGAUUGAGGCUGGAGAUGAUGAGGAAGAAGGAGGCAAGGAGGAUGACAAUCCUUAUAUGAAAAUGGCAGAGCAAUUUAUGAGGUCUGGUGCACGUGUUCGACGGGCUCAGAAUAGGAGACUUCCACAGUAUUUGGAAAGAGGUGUGGAUGUCAAGUUCUCAGAUGUUGCAGGGCUUGGGAAAAUCCGACUUGAGCUUGAGGAGAUUGUGAAGUUCUUUACGCAUGGGGAAAUGUAUCGCAGGCGAGGAGUUAAAAUACCAGGUGGUAUACUGCUUUGUGGCCCCCCUGGGGUGGGGAAGACAUUAUUAGCAAAAGCUGUGGCUGGUGAGGCAGGUGUAAACUUCUUCUCCAUUUCUGCAUCUCAGUUUGUUGAAAUAUACGUUGGGGUUGGUGCUUCUCGUGUUCGAGCACUCUAUCAAGAAGCAAAGGAAAAUGCUCCAUCUGUGGUUUUCAUUGAUGAGCUCGAUGCUGUUGGAAGGAAACGUGGUUUAAUCAAGGGGUCUGGUGGGCAAGAACGUGAUGCUACAUUAAAUCAGCUUCUUGUGUGCCUGGAUGGGUUCGAAGGCAGAGGUGAAGUUAUUACUAUUGCUUCCACUAAUCGGCCAGACAUUUUGGACCCAGCACUUGUAAGACCAGGGAGGUUUGAUCGCAAAAUAUACAUUCCCAAGCCUGGAUUGAUUGGCCGCGUUGAGAUUCUGAAGGUUCAUGCUCGGAAGAAGCCAAUGGCUCCAGAUGUGGACUAUACAGCUGUUGCUAGUAUAACUGAUGGAAUGGUAGGUGCAGAGCUGGCCAACAUCAUAGAGGUUGCAGCUAUCAAUAUGAUGCGUGAUGGAAGAACCGAGAUUACUACUGAUGACUUGUUACAAGCUGCACAAAUAGAAGAACGAGGAAUGCUAGAUAGAAAAGAGAGGAGCCCUGAGGUGUGGAAGCAAGUGGCCAUAAAUGAAGCAGCAAUGGCUGUAGUCGCUGUGAACUUCCCUGACCUUAAGAAUAUUGAAUUUGUAACAAUUGCUCCAAGAGCUGGAAGGGAAUUGGGGUAUGUACGAAUGAAAAUGGACCAUAUCAAAUUUAAGGAAGGAAUGUUAAGCCGUCAAUCUCUCUUGGAUCAUAUCACUGUCCAACUUGCGCCACGUGCGGCUGAUGAACUGUGGUAUGGGAAGGAUCAGUUGAGUACCAUUUGGGCAGAGACAACAGAUAAUGCUAGAUCAGCUGCACGGACUUUUGUACUUGGGGGCCUCUCUGAGAAGCAUUACGGCUUGAACAACUUCUGGAUUGAAGAUAGGAUAAACUAUAUUGAUUCAGAAGCAUUGCGGAUCCUUGAAGCUUGCUAUGAACGUGCAAAAUUGAUACUGCAGCAAAAUCGAGCACUUAUGGACGCUAUUGUCAAUACUCUUGUCGAGAAGAAGAGUGUAACGAAGCAAGAAUUCUUUAACUUAGUCAACUUGCAUGGAUCGAUCCAGCCUAUGCCAGCCAGCAUACUCGACAUCAGGUCCGCUAAGCGACUAGAAUUACAGAAUACUCUCAAAAACAAUAAAGAAGCAGCAGCUCUUCAAGGAAGUAGAUGAGGAUGAUCAUAAAUGCGAUUAAUGUUUCAGGUAUGUUUGAAGUCCUAUUUUCAGUAAUAUGAUAAAUUUAGUUCAAAAUUGUAUAAAAGGAUCAUACAAUUUGUGACAUUUGUUUCUCCUCCUCUAAAGUCUAAGAUUAUCGAACGAAAAAUUGUAUUUAGUUUUGAUUUACCUUAUUUACCAAAUCGAACUCAGACGAGCUUUUGUGAUCUA